This is a messenger RNA of Drosophila takahashii, 1467 nucleotides long. Lineage: Eukaryota; Metazoa; Arthropoda; Insecta; Diptera; Drosophilidae. The record is from RefSeq and is a predicted model, not a curated record.
ACAGCCGGAGUCACCAUGCCCAUUGCCCACCCACUGCCGCUCUGCGUGGCCUGGCUGCUGCUCCUCGUCGUGAUUGUGAUGAGCGACAUGACAAACGGCGGUGUGCAGGGACCCAUCGAGGGCUACAAUUCGCUGGACGACCUGCUGACAACCACUCCGACCCCCGGCCAGGCGGCAUUGCUCCUGCCCACCGCCCCUACCGCCGCCUACACCCAUCCCAAAUGGAUGGAGCCCUACUUCGAUCCCUCGACGCCGCGCAAUGUCACCGCCCUCAUGGGCAAGUCCGCCUAUCUCAGCUGCCGUGUGCGCAAUUUGGCCAACAAAACGGUUUCCUGGAUUCGGCACCGCGACAUCCACAUACUGACGGUGGGCUCGUACACCUACACCUCGGACCAGCGCUUCCAGGCCACCCAUCACCAGGACACCGAGGACUGGACCCUGCAGAUAAAGUGGGCCCAGAAGCGGGACGCCGGGAUGUACGAGUGCCAGAUAUCGACGCAGCCGGUGCGCAGCUAUUUCGUUCGCCUGAAUGUCGUAGUUCCCACGGCCACCAUCCUGGGAGGUCCUGACCUUCACGUUGAUAAAGGCAGCACCAUAAAUCUCACCUGCACUGUGAAGUUCAGCCCCGAACCACCGGCCUACAUCUUUUGGUAUCAUCACGAGGAGGUCAUUAAUUAUGAUUCAUCAAGAGGCGGCGUGUCGGUAAUUACCGAAAAGGGCGAUGUGACAACCUCAUUUCUGCUCAUACAGAAUGCAGAUCUGGCCGAUUCGGGCAAAUACUCCUGUGCGCCCUCCAAUGCAGAUGUGGCCAGUGUGCGUGUCCAUGUCCUAAAUGGUGAACAUCCGGAGGCAAUGCAAACCGGCUCAUCCGGUUGUCAGUACAAUUGGCUGACAAUCGUCCUGCUCCUGGGCCUCGUCCUUUGCUACAGCCAGCAGUGCAGCUCCGGUGCAGUGGCAGCCUCAUUAACAUCGCCAUUACCAUUACCAUCACUAUUACCAUUACCGGCGGCAGGGACAACAACAGCAACGGGAGAAAGUGCAUCCAGUGAAAGUGUGGCAGCCGCAACAGAAACAACAACAACAGCUGCAGCUACGACGAGAAAGCGGUGUCCUGCGGUCAAAAGUUGUCGCCAGGCCACCGGCCAGCUGCUGGCGAAAAGGUCCUGUCACAGAUGAUCAACUGAAGGCCACAGCAGCCCCAACUAAAUAUAGUAAUUUAGGGAGCCACAUGAAAUGUGUGCGAGUGAGUGUUCGGCUAAGUAUCCACUGAGUGUGUGAAUGAUCGUUUGAGUGUUGGCCAUUCGGUCGUUUUGGUGUGUCAGUUUUAAACUUGUACUCAAAAACCACAUUGCAGAACAUUGGCGCAGUAAUGGGUUUAAUUUAGUCUAACUAUUGGCAUUUUCUCUAAGAUAUUUAAGAAGGAUUUUUUAUUUAAUUUAAUUUGGUUUUAUGAAAAAAACUUGUAAA